CAUAGGUUCUUACCUUCGUAUCCAAGACAAACCUCUGCAUCCUUACUGUCAUCCUCUUCACUGAUCACAUAUCUGCCAAAGGCUCUCGCUGCUCUGCCGACAGCGUUCAACGAGCUGACUGCAGGCUUCAUUACGUGAGGGUCCCAUCGGCGCGUGUCGCGUUUCCUCGCUGCUUAGAUGGACCCUCGCUUCCGAGUGCCGUCCCAAGGACCACACGGCCAUCCACACCAUCAGCAGCAAAGAUCGGGCUCAGUCUCGUCCACUUCUGGCUCCUACUACCCUCAGCCUCUACCUCAUCAUCGCUACAAUGGAGAUGGGUACGGGCCCGAGACGCCGCGACAUGAUCGCUCCUUCCUCGAUCCACGAGCCGAGGAGCAGAACUACACUCGAGGGGGCACAUGGUCGACGCCGAGCUACAGGAACCCUGCAACAAGAGUAGGUAGAGAAGAGUUUUUUGGAACCCCACUGCCAGAUAGGGUGAGCCGGACAUUCGACCAAUUGUCUCGCCAGUAUCGGGAGGGGACAGGCAGUCGGGCGGGCAGUGCUAUGCCUCCUACCAACCUUCUCCAGACAGCUUGGAGAUAUGACUCUUUAGGCCCUUCGGCGUACAACAAUCGAGCCGCGAGUGUACACAUCGGAGCAGGUCCUAGCGGGCCCGCGCCAUGGUCUCCGGCGCGGCAUCCCAAACCGGUCAUCUCAGAGUCUACGCUCAGUUGGCUCAGAGAUACUGAUGAUGCACAGCCUAGAUCAAUACCAGCCGAGGUGCACGAGCAGGAUGUCGCAAGGCAGGGCAGGGUGGACGACUCCGUUGAAGCACCUAGCAAAGAGGCAGCUGCGACUAGUGUGUUCUUACCCCGGAGACAAGAGCUGGUCGAGGAGACGACGACCGCGCUCAGAGAUAUCGAGGGAGCCGGAAUAGGCAAUCAAAGUCACGUUGAAGAGGGUCGAGAUGCGGUCCCUGAAGUGCUGCAGCAAUUAGAUGAAGUAGGACUGCAAGACGAUCUUGUGCUCGAGCAACAGCCAGCGGUGGACGACUCCAUCGCCGAGCUGACGGCGCCAAGUCCACCUGCAGUCCCCCAGCGGAGGAAAGGCACCGCGAUACAGAAGCGCGAUACGGCAAGCCGACCCGCCGACUCCGAUCCUGUCGAAAGUAGUCAGAUAGCCGCUCCAUCAGCGUCUGCACCAACAGGCCCUCCACCUAUACGACUGGAGAAUUGGAACUUGACCAUGGUAGACUGCAAGGAGCCGCCGGGGCAGGUCGUCCGCGCACGCAAAAAUGCAGCAUCCCUGGUGCGCUGGGUCUACGUGCAAGGCAUCAAGACUGAAGCAGAGCCACCAUUGCCAUGGCGGACCUCUGUCAUCGCACAUCGAGUCAGGCCUGACCUCGUACAGACAUCGUCGGGCUCUACUUAUCAGCUCGUAGGUCAUCUGGAUCGGCAACAGACCCGAGGCAACGGCUUCUCCCAAGAGACGGCAGAUGCUUUCGAGGCAGGGUUUCCGGAGGGCUGGAUAGACGUGCUGGUCAAGGACCUCGGCGAGCUUGACACAAGGCAAGCCCUUGCCCACCUUUCCUCCUCCCGACAAAGCCCACCUCAGUCGCAGCCUCUACCUCCGUCGAGUCGCAAGGCACCAGUAUCCACACCAAAAGCAAAGAAGGCGAAGACUACUGCUGCCCCUCGAUCUGUCCAAGUAGACUCAGCUACAGAACCCCCGGCAUCGGUACCGCGUCCAGACGAUGACGACAUGAUGGACUUCUUCGACGAUGACGUCGCUCCGGACGAGCUGACGAUACUUGCAACACCCAAAGUUCCAGCGGCCGUGAGGAAGGCGGCACAGAAGCGUGGCAGGCAGUCAACAAACGUCGAUACAUCCUCGCUGGGCAGAACUUCCGGAGGAUCGGCCAAGAAAGUCCGUAUUGGUGGUGUCAGUGAGGGUAGGCAAAAUCUCCAUGCACUUGAGGAUGACAGUGCUACUGGAAGCGAAUCAGAUGAAGAGGGAGCUCACCGCAGGGGCGUUGCAGCCUCACGGCAGGAGCAACGCAGCGGCAGGUCUAAGGGAGGUCUACGCGCCGCAGCAAAGGUUACUCCACCGGGCAGGAAGGCCGCAACCCCUCGGUCGGGCAAUGCGACAUCGACCGCUGCUCUCAACUCAAAGCAGCGUCAAGUAUCACGGGAGCUUCUCAACUUGGGUCGCUCGCCAUUUGGAAUGAUGAAAGCAGUCAAGUACGCAAUUGCACAGGCCUCACCUGAUCCACCUGCGCCAGUCUCUGCUGCUAGAUCUACCGCAACCACGCCGUCACCUCACAAACAGCGUCUCUCCUGGGGCAAGGGGCCAGAGGACACAGAUGAUGACUCGGACCGCAGAUCUGGGCGUCGCUCUUCCGGACGCGCCCGCAGGGCACCAGAUCCAAAGUGGUGGAUCGUCUCACCUGGCGUCAUCAAAGUAGAAGCCGAGGAAGAAGACUUGAGCCAAUCUUUCAAUCAGAGCCCACUGAGGCGCAAGCAAAAGAUUGCCGUCAACGAUGAUGGCUCUCGGUCCGAUGCACAACACCGAGAGCGGCAGCAGCGGCGCAUCACCGAGAGCAUGAGUCCUGUCAAGACAGCUCCACCACUGAGUGCCAAGAAGAAGCGCAGGGUGAUUGAAGAUACGCCAGAAGGAGAAGACGAUGUGCAGCAGAGCGGAGACAAGGAGGCGCCACGAGCAAAUGGCGCCGCUCCGCCUCCUGCGUCUCCCUCGCAACCGAUCCGCCAGCACGGGCGCUCACUUGUCAAAGCAGCUGCACUCGCCAACGCAAUCGACGAAGACGAUCUGCCUGUGCCAGCUCGUCUCCCUGGCUCGGCAAGUAAACUGGUCAUGACUCCUCAGAAGGCGUUGGUCGAUGAUGAGGCGGCAGAGGAUGAGCUUGCAGCUGCUGAGGCUACCGAUGCACCGUCGGAUUUGGUGUCUAGCAAGCAGGCUCAGGCCUCGCCUAUCAAACUUGCUUCUCCCCACCACGAGUCCCCAAGGUCAUACCACACUCAGGCCCUCGCCGCGAUCACGGCGGAUGAAUCCUCUGACCUCUCGAGCUUAUCCUCCUUGUCAGAUGAGAAUGGAAAAGCUUCUUCCGGGAGCAAGGAGAAGGCAGGACCUCCAUCCCCGUCUCAGCCUGUGAUGGCAGCGGGUAAAGCGCCUUCGAAACAGGUCGUGGCCGAGUCUGACGAUGACGAGGAAUGGGACAAGGCCGUGUAAGAGGGUCGGAUGCCGGUGAGAGUGCUCCUGCAAUAUGCAACUUAUUAUCGAGGACCAUCGCACACCUCUCGUCAUUGCUGUUGGCUUGUUCUCUUUCGUGUAAUUGUAUGCUUGUCACCACGUUG
Molecule: messenger RNA, 3353 nt
Organism: Microstroma glucosiphilum
Lineage: Eukaryota; Fungi; Basidiomycota; Exobasidiomycetes; Microstromatales; Microstromataceae
Exons: 2
Coding region: 178-3228 (1016 amino acids)
Source: RefSeq, a predicted model, not a curated record